AUGAAUGAUCCAUUAGAAUGGUACCAUGACAUCCCCAUUGUUUCACGUCUAUACCUGACCGGCUCUUUCUUGACAACUACGGCUUGUGCAUUGGAUCUGGUGUCGCCUUUUUCGCUCUAUUUCAACUUUAAUUUAAUUUUUUUGAAAGGACAAGUGUGGCGUCUUGUGACGAAUUUUCUCUUCUUUGGACUUUUUAGUCUGGAUUUUUUAUUUCACAUGUACUUUGUUGUCCGCUAUUGCAGAUUAUUAGAGGAAGGAUCUUUUCGCAAUCGAACAGCAGAUUUUGUGUACAUGCUGCUACUGGGAGCUCUAGUAAUGAUUUUAGUUGCACCAUUCGUAAACAUUCACUUUCUUGGCUCGUCGUUAACGUUUAUGAUGGUGUAUCUAUGGGGUCGACGUAACGAGCACGUCCGAAUGAGCUUUCUUGGUCUGUUUCCUUUCACGGCACCGUAUCUGCCAUGGGUGCUCUUUUCCUUUUCGAUUUUGCUGGGAAAUAGCGCGACGACCGAUUUAAUGGGCAUCAUUGUCGGACAUAUCUACUAUUUCCUAGAAGAUGUAUACCCCAAGAUUGCCAGUAUUCGAGGCUGGAAAAAUCAGCGACCGCUUGCGACUCCACGCAUCAUCUGCUACUUGUUUGAUCCACGCCCUGUUGUCGUAGAUGGUGGACAAGUGAUUAAUGACUUGGGUGCAUACGACAAUGAUCACCCUCACAUGGAGUAA
Molecule: messenger RNA, 720 nt
Organism: Peronospora farinosa
Lineage: Eukaryota; Oomycota; Peronosporomycetes; Peronosporales; Peronosporaceae
Source: the annotation of a GenBank genome assembly